ACAUGGUAUUGACGGCUCAUGUCAUGUGAUUUUGGCAGCAUAAAUAGUAAAGGAGAAUCUCUUCUGGGAGUCAGACUGACUGAUAAUUUAUUGGUACGUCAUCCAAGCUUUGAUCAGCAGCACAUUGCAGCAAUGAGUUUGCCUUGGAAGGAGACUGAGAAAUCCACUCGAGAUGUGCAGAGGUUCUGCGAUAAGGUGAGGCCAGAUUUAGAGAAGAGGAUUGGACCGAAGUCUGUUUUCACUACCCUCAACUUCAGAGCGGCUGAUACUGAAAUACAGUACAUAGCCAAGGUGCAUGUUGGAGAGAAUGACUGUGCUCAUGUGAAAAUCUCUCAGACUCUCCCUUGCUAUGGAGGGGAAGUGAAGAUGCUUGAUUUCCAGUUUCCUAAAAAAAGAGAGGAUGAAAUCGAACCCUUCUGAAGAAGGGUACUUGCAGAGCGACUCAUACAUGGAAAAACACUUUUCAAUAAAGUCCUAAAGCAUAACUGUC
Molecule: messenger RNA, 490 nt
Organism: Onychostoma macrolepis
Lineage: Eukaryota; Metazoa; Chordata; Actinopteri; Cypriniformes; Cyprinidae
Product: cystatin-B-like
Exons: 3
Coding region: 19-420 (133 amino acids)
Cellular component (GO): cytosol
Molecular function (GO): cysteine-type endopeptidase inhibitor activity
Source: RefSeq, a predicted model, not a curated record